CUGAACUCUCAAUUCUAUCCUAGAACAAUCCUCCUUCUAACCUUAUCAGUGAAUACUACCUCUCUCUCUCUUUUGUGUUUCUGUUCUGCGUCACAUCCGACUGCAACACCGAAUCUCUGAUUAUUAGCAUUAUUGCUCUGCUCUCAACUAACUAUUUAACGUCCAUGCUGAUUUUUUAGUGAUGCAGAGAUCAAAUUGCUCCAACGGCUUCCCCCAGAUCAAACCACCCUUCUCACAACAAUCCCUACACAGAUAGCGGGUUGCUUUCGUAUACUUCAACUGACUACCACCUGAUGGUUAAGGCCUCGCAAAUCCUUUGGCUCGCCUGCGAUGAGUCUUGACGGUAAAGAGGGCUCCCCGCCCGACCGUUCUACAAAGCAAUCAAGUGGUACCUUGUCAAGUCUACCACCACAGGUAGCGGUCCAGACCAACCCUACUUCGUGGUAUGCGGAUACAAGAAAUCUCCUCUCGGACCCCGUGGUUGCAGCGUUCAUUGCUGGUGGAGUGGCUGGCGCAGUGUCCCGAACAAUUGUUUCACCCCUCGAACGGUUAAAAAUUCUCCUCCAGGUUCAGAAUGCCGGUAGAAACGACUAUAAAUUGUCCAUAUCAAAAGCUCUAAUCAAGAUGUGGAAGGAAGAAGGAUGGAGAGGGUUUAUGCGCGGGAAUGGGACAAACUGUAUUCGAAUCGUACCUUACUCGGCGGUACAGUUUGGAAGCUAUAGCAUCUACAAAAAGUUUGCGGAACCAUAUCCUGGAGGUGAAAUGACCCCUUUCAGUCGACUGGUAUGCGGGGGUCUCGCGGGAAUUACUUCCGUCAGUGUCACUUAUCCUUUGGACAUUGUUCGAACCCGGCUAUCCAUUCAAUCUGCGUCAUUUUCCGAACUUAAACAUGAUCCGGGUCGAAAACUUCCUGGCAUGUUCCAAACCAUGCGCGUCAUGUACCGGACGGAAGGAGGUAUAAUUGCGCUUUAUCGAGGGAUAGUUCCAACUGUUGCUGGAGUGGCACCCUAUGUCGGUUUGAACUUUAUGACUUACGAGUCAGUCCGGAAGUACUUGACGCCUGAAGGGGAUGCCAAUCCAAGUCCGUACCGGAAGUUGUUGGCGGGUGCUAUCUCCGGUGCAGUGGCACAGACGUGUACAUAUCCGUUUGACGUUCUUCGGCGACGCUUCCAAAUCAAUACCAUGUCGGGCCUGGGCUACAGAUACACGUCAAUUUGGGACGCUAUCAGGGUUAUUGUAACCCAGGAAGGUAUUAGAGGACUGUAUAAGGGAAUCGUUCCAAAUUUAUUGAAAGUGGCUCCAAGCAUGGCCAGUAGCUGGCUCAGCUUUGAAUUGACUCGCGACCUUUUCAUCAGCCUUGGCGAUAAAAGUGCUUGAUUUGCUUAAUUUUCAUGAAAGUGCUGCUUCGGGUUCAAGGCCGCCACGAUACAACACAUAUUCAUGGACUAUACCCGGCCAUUUGGUUUCGAGAAAAAAGAUUCAGACAUAGAAUUUAGAUGUACUAUGCACAAAGGAAUUUUGCUGCGGCGGAUUUGGAAGCUCUUUUAGAUGGGGAUCAGGCCCCCUCUGAAGCCCACUGUACCAUUGGGGGUUAUAUUGUGUAUUCUAAGCAGUACAGUUAUUCACAAAAUCUGCCCCUGAAAUCAGCAGAUAUUGAUAGUAUUAGCAUCUCUGGUGGAUCAAAGAUUCUGGAGUAAUAUAAACAUUUGAAAACUCAUACUUUCAUUUGGAGCCCGUCACUGCACAAUCACUUUCAGCGCUUGCAGCAGGACAGCACAGACAAAGCCUCUUGCGACAGAUUCUAUUUGAAGACUAUCAAAAAUCCGCCCAAGAGCCUCACUUGUUGCAUUGCUGCCCAUGCAACUAAUCAGUGCAGAGGGCAUGCCGUUUUCAAUCAAUAAACUUCGAGCCCUUUCCUGCAUUUUCUUCCGAUCCUUCUCAGUUAGUGUGAGCGGGGUGGCAGGUUCACCAUUAUUUUGUGCAGAAAAACAUGAUUCGCGCAACAUAUUGAUGUAGUCUGCCAAAGUUUCAUGCGUUGUAUUGUCCUUUAUGAUCGAAUCCUGGAUAAGCAGCCUAAUAGCUUCGAGGUUUGGGUUCCCUGGGCGGAGAAGAAAGGCUUUGGCUGCAUGUAACAAACGCUUUCGAAAUUUCCAGGCUGAAGAUAGACCAUAAAUCUCAUUAACAACCGCAAACAACAAUUCCACGACCAUGAUAGCCUCCUCUUCUGAAAGAGCUGCAUGCGGAUUGGAUUUGGAGUCGACAGCCUUGCCUUCCCGAUGUAUCUCGGCGGGUUCGCAGGUUUUGGGAUUAAGAGUUUCGUUCCCUUGUGCGCUUUGGAUUGUCGUUAUGGUGGUACUUUGCGUUUCACCCCGAUGAGGUACAAUUCUCUCUUGUCUCGUAAAUGAUUCACAAGACAAAUGCAGUGUUGAAUCAUUUGGGAAAGCAACUCCAUGGUCUGAAAUAGGCUCAAUUUCCCCACUUUUCCAAGGACCAGCACUGACUGACUGAGUGAAAGAGGAGGAAUACGUUGUGGGGGGUUCGUCUGAUACCUUAGCUAACUGUGAAUGAGACAUAACAAGCCUAUCUCCGUGAUCUUCCAGCUCAGGUCGGCUGGAGCGAUCCCAAUGAGAUUCAGUGAUUGCGGACUUGGCAUGGUCUGCUAUCGUUUCCUCGAAUUCU
Molecule: messenger RNA, 2679 nt
Organism: Coccidioides posadasii C735 delta SOWgp
Lineage: Eukaryota; Fungi; Ascomycota; Eurotiomycetes; Onygenales; Onygenaceae
Biological process (GO): adenine nucleotide transport; transmembrane transport
Molecular function (GO): nucleotide transmembrane transporter activity
Source: RefSeq, a predicted model, not a curated record